This is a messenger RNA of Ornithodoros turicata, 5148 nucleotides long. RefSeq lists its product as uncharacterized. NCBI's taxonomy places the organism in Eukaryota, Metazoa, Arthropoda, Arachnida, Ixodida, Argasidae. The coding region runs from base 490 to 852 and encodes 120 amino acids. The record is from RefSeq and is a predicted model, not a curated record. The transcript is spliced from 9 exons.
GUCAUCGGUAUCAUCUCCCGCCAUUUCCUUCGUCUGUGCUCGUGCCGCGCGCGUCUAUGUUCUUUCCUGUAGUUUUGUACUUGAUCUCCAGCUCCGUUCAACAAAACAAAUGGCAAAAUACUGCAUUGUGGAGUUCAUUGAGGAAGGCUCUGUGGAAGUAGUCCCAGCUACAUGGAUUGCUGCAACAGGUGCUCCUAGCCCCCUGGACCAGGUGACAAACCAAGUUGGUAAAAAGGUGUCAAGCACCUGGACGAGACAGGAUGGCCUACAAAAUCACUGUAAAAGGAGCAUAUGAAAGGUACGGAGAUGGUCGAAGAAACUCGACCUUGCCCAGUAUACAUCAGACUGGACUCUGGUCAGGAACCAAAAAAAAAAAAAAACGAAAAAUACAAAAGCGUAUCAGAUAUGAGGAUGAGGACUCACAAUACAGUCCACCAGCACCACCACUGAAUUUUCCACGAGCUUCAGCUUGCCACUCUCCUGACGUAGAUGCACCUGACGAAGAUGAUGCCACACUGUCCACAACAUCCAAUACCAUUAUCCAAUUACGACCUUGAUGGGCCUUGCUUGGGUGUUCUGCAUGGUUCACCUUUUCUGCAAGUUAGCCGUCAGUGCACAAGGCUGCAACAGCAGCCAACACCUGCUGUUAAAAAAGUUAUUUCCCCAAGUGACUUCCAGCGUGAAGUGCUCACGCGGCUGACUGCUCUUCGUCUUCUGGUACAGCAGCAGACAGAGCUUUUGACGGUGCUUUCAACUAAAUACACAAAGGAGUGUGCCAUUCAAGAACAAGACAGCAUCCUGAAGGAGCGGUUUGAGAAUAUUGCAGCUUUAAGCGCUUCGACGAGUCCCUGACUGGCUCCACUGCAGAGUCCCUGGUAGGAAUGGCACGCGUGUCCCUCACAGGAGGGCUGAAUACUCCCCAGUGCUCAGUCAUAAGGGCACUCCUUUUCUUGAUGUUUAUCAAUGAUCUGCCAGGCUGCCUUCACUUCACACGUCUAUCUACGUUCUGACGACUAUGCUUGUAUCAGACAAUUCAUGAUGAGCCAGAUUCACAGGUUUUACAGUCCUCUCAGGUUGGCAUUCAACAUGUGGCAGUUGUCACUUAAUAUUAAUAAGAGUCUUGUCCUUCAUGAGCACUCAUCCCUUUCAUUUCCCCUACCAUUUUGGCAACUCCUGUCUCCAGCACGUCACCUGUUACAAGUACCUCGGUUUGCAUUCCUAUGAGAUGUCCUGGACUAGCAAUAUUUCCUGCAAUAUCGGCCGCGCAAACAAUAUUCUCGAGUAUCUGCAUCAUAAAGUCUCCCAUUGUCUGCAUUCAGUUUAAAAAUAUUAUGUAUGUUACACUUAUUAGGCCUAAACUUGAAUAUGCUUCUGCAAUAUGGGCCUUGCCCAGUUAUUAUAAAAGAGCAAUAGAAGCUCUACAAAACACUCAAUUCAUUUUAAACCACAUUUCAUUGACUACAACAAUGACAGUAGUGUUUCCCCUAUGGAAACCGAUCUGUACCUUCCUACCUUAGCUCUGUGAAGAAAGAUCUCCGGUCUCUGCCUCUUCUAUCAUAUUUUUAUAACAGACACUUGAGCACAGAUAUGUAAGCAGCUGGGGUCGAAACCGGAACUGAACCGUAACCCAAAACCGCAAAAAAUGGUAAUUUUUACCGAACUGUGAACAAUUUUUCUCUCCCCUUGAACGAACCGGAACUGAACCAGGAAAAUAUCAUUCGGUAACCAGUUCGCCAGACGGUAAAAAUGCCUAUACCUUCCAGGUCGACUGCCGCGUACCAGCUCAUUGCAUCACUCGGAAUCUUGCGGAAUUCACAGAGUGGACAAAUCGAUGAACCAAGAAGUGGUUAUUCCAUGCACCUGCAGCCCCAUGCAUGAGUCCUGCAGCCUCACCUCCAAAAGCUUCAGGACAUGCCUGUAAAUUUUGGUGGCUCGUGGUGUAAAAAAAAGAAAUUGCUACAAGUUGGAUAUACUUUACACUGUUGCCUCGGCUGCUUCGUUUCAUUCAGUGUCGCAGUGCGAAUGCGACGUAAAUUUUAAUAGUCCACAGUUAUAUCUACAAGCAACGCAGACCUCUGACGAUCAUGGGAAAGAGCUUGGCAUGUGGUCCAGAGCAUGUAAGAAAGAAACACAGGAGCGGCCUCUCGUCCUGUUUUCAACAGGGAGCAGCGUUUCGGCCCACGUAUGGUACUCUGGGAUACUCCGAUCUACCACGUGAUCGCUUUCUUCUCUUUUUUUUUCUUUAGAAAUUGGCGAUAGCCUUUUGUAAUGGAGUGUAAUGGCAUGCUGUACGCCAUUUCCCAGCACUUUUCGAUACAGUAAAGGAUGAUCUGCUGUGAGGUGUAUGGCAAUCCAUCGCCGGAACUUGUUAUUAGUACGUCUCAAAUGUGGCACACUGAUUAACACAGCACACGUAAACCGGUUCGAACUGGUAAGUAUCGGUUCAAACGUUUAUUUUGGUUGUGCUGAACCCGAACCGAACCGAUAACCUUCACCAGAACUUGAACCGAACCCCAAAAAAUAACGGUUCCGAGCCAUGGUAAGCAGUGCUGCAUUAUUUCUCAGAAAUCAUUCCCUCAAGGUGGAGUUAAAGCACUAAAACCAUGACUACUUUCCUUAUUUGUGUCUUCAUUCGUUCUAGUGUUAGAAUGAGCUUCCACAUAGCAUGGUCGCUAUCUGAGGUCAACUACAAUUCAAAAAUAUCAUAACCAGCCUUUUCUCUUCCACGCCAGCAACUGUUUCAAUGUGGUGCUUUUUGGUGCCUCUGUAUUAACUUUAUGCCUGACCACUAGGUGUUUUACUUUCUUCAGCUGAUCAUUUCAGAGUGUUUUUCGGUAUCUAUAAUAAACUUAUUUGUAUGUUUAUCUUGACUUUUCCUACUCCUACAUUGCAUUUCUGAUUUGUCUUCUUUCAGAUCUCCACAAGUUCUGUAAGUGUAUGUGUGCCCGUGCCACCUCCAACAGUAUGCAAAACACAGACUGAGGAACAGACACUAGUCUUGUCUGUUCCUUCGUCCCUUUGUCUUUUGCGUCGUGUUUGCCUCAGUUAUGUAAUGCCCCUAUCUGGGCCUGAACGUAUGACCAGCUCUAACUACAGAAGUGCUAAAGAAGUAAUACUCUAGGAAUUUUAAUGCUUUGUAGCAGGGCCAUUCAACGCCAAGUUAUCCAGAGGUGUCGCUCGACCUCCCUAGAAUUUUAUGAUUUUUUUUGGUGGUUCCAUAUGACUCAAAAAAGCAACAGAACAUUGGUCUUUUCUAACGAAAUUGAAAUUUAAGCGGUACACAGCCCCUCAAAGAUGCAGUGCUUUGCGAAAACGUACGUCGUUUCAAGCAGAUAUUACGGUCCACGUAAGGCACAAAGCGCGUUAAAGAGCAUCUUAUUUGACAGGGGAAAGUUCAUUUUACCGUAUGCAAGCAGUUUUCACCAUCACACUCCACGGGCUCUACGCUUUUGGCGUGCACGAAAUAUGCAAAUGUUGUACAAGUUCACAAAUUUGUGUGCAGUAUAAAAUUCUGGAAUUUAUUUCUCAAAAUUUUUUGGUCAUGUAGCCCCCUUCAGUCAAGGAAAGAUAUGGACAUAAGGGUCCAUUCAGGCUUCAUGGUACCAUAUGGCUGAUUUUUGGUCGUAUGGCAUUCGGAAGCGAGUCGUUGACAUGACUAUAGUUAUCACGACAUGAACAGUGAUAAAGUACUGCCUGCACCAAACACAAGCGUAAGUUCCUAGUAUGUGCCAUUGUUCCUUUCAUUUUUUAACACAUUCCAGUAUUGGAAAGAGAUCCCUUUAGCUGUCCGCUCCUCUUGCACGUAUAUAAAAGUUACUUGGUAACUGUGAUGUACGAUCUUUUCGUUUUGUGCACCAACACUUGAGAUGUACAUAUAAAAAAAAAAAUUGCCAGUCACGGGGGCUAUCACUUUCAGUAACAGGUAAGCUGUUUCUGGGCAUUUCUAUAACCGCCACCUAUUGUACAUUUUUAAAAAUAAACAUAGAUAUCCAACACCAGGAACUUAGUGGUGAAACCAUUCUCCAUUUGUGUUCGGUGCAGGCAGUACUUGAUCACUGUUCAUAUCGUGAUUACACUACUCGUCCCUAAUUGUGGUCUGCCUUGGCCAAUUCUCGUUGUUUACGUCGUUUACACUACUCGUGUCGUGAUGACUCGACUCGACCGGCGGAUGCUGGAUGCCACACGGCCAAAAAUCAACCAUAUGGUACCAUGAAGCCUGUAUGAACCCCUGUCUUCAUGUCUUUCUUUAUCUCUCACUUACCAGCACUGCGAGCUGGCUAAAAGUUUCGUUGGAGCGCAAGAUGCCCAGCUUGAUGAGCGCUCACUGCACAAACUUCGGGUCUCAAAGGAGGCAAACACGUGUUUGCAACCAUUAUUUGCUCCUCAAUAAUGCGACUGCCUAGUGUGCCUCUGAACCACUUGGCAUGGAAUAGCACAACAGCAAAUAAGCUCCAAAUAUCUUUUAGUAAUCUUACUUUUUUAUUUUUGUUCUUGUUUUUGUAUGCGCAUGUGUCAUGCAGUGUUGUGGUCUUUCAGAUCCGUCAUUUCAGCAACAUUGGGGGCGUGAGUCCAGAAUCGUGUACGAGGCGUAUACUCAGGGCACUUAUGUCUGAUCAAGUGGCAGCAGAAUUUUCCUGGCAGGGCAGAAAAGGGAAGCAACCAUUCAGAGACCUGAAUGUUUCCAAAUGCAUUAUUGCUGCCGUCAAGACUUCACAGAAGUGCAGCGAACACUCAGUUGAAAGUGUAGUCAAAGACUGGCUCCGCCAUGCACCCGCAAGAAGUCGGGACACAGCCAAGAGCUCUUCGGCUCACCAAAGGGCUCACAGAGGAGUGAACUAAAGUUCUCCGCCAUGCCGCCACAGACAACGGUACUCGACUGUGCACUACUACCGUACCUCAGCUCUGAUGCUCUUUUUUAGCAUUUUUCCCUGUGGGACAUUUUUGCUGUUUGCCCAGUAUUUUUUGGAUGUCCUCUGUGCUGGUAACUGCUGCUCCUAGGAACCCUACACUCAGAACCAAGCUAGUCUUUAGUGAAAAUGUUUUAUAAUGUUUUUAUAUACACAUUAUAUCCAACCCACACAAACAAAGGAGUACAAAGUGAUGUACUACAUGUUAAAUAUAUGUGCAAUUAUAUAUACAGAGUUUACA